Molecule: messenger RNA, 4434 nt
Organism: Paramuricea clavata
Lineage: Eukaryota; Metazoa; Cnidaria; Anthozoa; Malacalcyonacea; Plexauridae
Source: the annotation of a GenBank genome assembly
AAACAGUUUGGUAUAUUAUGGACUGUCUUUUAAUACAAAGAAUAUCAACGGAAAUAUUUUCCUUAAUUUCUUUCUUUCCAGCUUAAUCGAGUUACCAGCAUAUUUUAUAUCAUUUAGCAUAAUUAAUUGGUAAGUAUAAUAAUGGAAUAUAUAAGUAAGAUAAUAGUCGAAUAAAUGAUUCAUUUUUAUGAAAAAUCGCUCGAAAAAAGACCUGGGAUGACGUUUUGAAGCUACAAUCAUGGCAAACACUCCGUGGACAAUUAGGUGUAAAGUACAGUAUUACUGUUCACAUACACACGUUGGCUUCUUUAUCUCCCCCCUGCAAUGUUGGUGUAUUUCAUAUAAACCUUCCACCUAACCAAUUUAUAAGCUUUCACCGUUGAACGGGGGGGGGGGAGGCGGAAGUUAAAAUUGCUGUUUUUGCACGUAUGUAUUGGGCACGGUUGGUAUUUCUAUCUUGGGAAAGCGAUCUUGGGUUUGUUAAAUCACCAAGGCAUAUACUGCCUGUAGAAAAUUAAGGAUUUAUUGACCUGUUCCUGCCAAUUCUCAUCAGCCGAGCAUGCAUGGUUUUUUCGACAUUUGUGAUUUUGUUGUCAACUUGCGUAAUACUUUUCCCUAUGCACAUUAAUAUUUUCUUCUAGGAUUGGUAGAAAAAGAAGUGUAUUUUACUGCAUGACUUUAAGUGGAGCAGCAUGCUUAACUUGUCUUUUUGUUCAAACAGGUUUGUGCUCUCUUUAUUAAUAAUACGGCUAAUGUAUUUUUCGUCUAGAUACCCCGUCAUCAUGAACAUCUUAUAUAAAGAAUACUAAUACAGUAAUACUAGAUUACAUUUCAAGACAGUACAUACCGGCAUAAUUAUCUUUCAGGUGGAUUAAACACCUAUAGCUCUCUGUCAACAGCAUCCGCUGUCCUUGGCAAGUUUGGUAUUGCUGCCUCGUUUUCAAUCAUGCAUAUCUUCUCAGCAGAAUUAUUUCCCACUGUUGUUAGGUAAGUUUCGUUGUGUGUUGUAGUUUUCCCGUCCAAAAUAUCACCCGAAACUCGGCUUGUUCAACUAAGAUUAAAAUUUUACAACAAUUUGGAUAUUACUUCCUUAUUAACUGUGUUUAUCCUAAUCAACCCUGUCAACUUUCCUUGUGGGAAGAAACCGGGGCACCCGGAGAGAACGACUUUCGGCCAAGUAUUGACUGGCUCUUCUCAAAUGAGUCCGUAUAGUGAGAAUCAAACCCACGAACUCAGAGGUGCAAGGCGCUUGUUCUGACGACAGCGCCGCUAGGAACCAGCGGCGUAGCCACGCGGGUGGGAAGGAAUUGAGGGGUGGAUCCCUCCUCUUCUAUUUAUUUCAAAAGUAAACUCUUACUGUCGAUGCAAUGGAAGUGUUGAUAAAAUAUUGCAUGAAUUCAUUUCCUCGAGUUGAUCAACUCAUACGAAUUCAAAUUUCUUUUUACUUCCUGUGCGUUUCCGAUUGGUCAAUCGGUUCUGAAACGAAAUCUAAGUGGCUCAUCUAAAAAUAACAGGAAGUUGAUCAAUUUUCUAUCAAAUGAAUUGAUCAACUUGAGGAGAGGAAUUGGUGCAAUAUUUUAUCAACACUUCCAUUGCAUCGACAGUAAUGUUUUUCUGUGAACAUAAAAUAUUUUGUAAACAUUUACCAUUUGUAAGAUUAUUUUGAAUUUACUUUUUGUACUAUGCAGUAGUGUAGACAUUAGACUGAGAGGUUCAGAUUUGGCUUCCACUAUCUCUCAUUGGUUUAGUACGCCAUCCUGAAUGGUUAAUGAACAAUUAUUCAUCGAAGUGGAGGUGACCAAAAACAACUAAAAUAUUUUAAAACAAUUUGUAUUUCAACUCCCGUGAUGGUUGUAAACAAAACAGUAUUUACACGUUUUUUAUUCAUUAGAAAUAGCUUUAAAUAAUAUAUCUAGUCAUACUGUUCAUUAAACAACAUUUUGUGACUUUCUUCGUGUUUCGUGAACCCGCAGCUUCGUUUAGUACAAAAAUUUGCUCGUCUGUAACCGGAACGAGACGAGAAGCCAUUUUGUUUUUGUGCGGAGGUGAAGAGUGCAAGAAUAUCACGAGCUGAGCAACCAAUCAAAUUCCGCGAAAAGCCGAGUAGAUGCUAGUCAGAUGUAUCAAACGCAUCUGAUUGGUUAAUGGUCCCUUAAUUUAAUUGGUAGCGGUAGUAGAAGUUAAAUCUGAACCUCACUAUUAAAUUCAUGUAUGAUGUACCCCUGCAACUAUGAACGCUUACCGUAUGCUGGCAUGUUUGCCUUCAAGCAAGUGUAGUUACAUGAUGUUAUGACCAAAAUUAGCAAAGUAUACAUUUUCCGCAUCCGUACGAGUCAGGAAAGAAAAUUUGAAAAAGUAAUUUUAGCACUUGAAUGUAAACCAAAAAGUAAUUUUAGCACUUUAAUGUAAUUUUAGCACUUGAAUGUAAAUUUUUGGCUAUGAAUUUGGUAUAACCGUUGCAAUGAAAGUAUUCAAAAUGGCGGACGUUCAUGUGGGUGAUUGGGAGAAUACCCAUAGAGAAUACCUCUCAUAGGCGCACUGGCUAGGAACAUGGCAAAUAUAUUUUGAUGACAAAUCAUUGCGAUUCACGGCAUCACAGCAGUUAUUCGAUCUUUCUUGGCCGAGUUGACUUUCUGAAAAGGUCCCUAGUCUGUGACAGCGAUCUAUUAUUACUAGAAUAGCUAUUUUGGCAAAUACUAACCAGAAACCUCUCAUGGGAAACUUUUUGCGUUUGCUGCAUUUGCAUAUACGUUCAAUUGCAAAUAAACCUUGCUAGAUUGAAAGCUGUCUUAGCUAGAAAACAUGUUACCGUGACGUUUUGUAAUUGAAAUUUUGUCUUUUUCAGGAAUAUUGGCCUGGGGCUUUGUUCUAUGGCUGCGAGGAUUGGAGCAAUUGUCUCACCAAUGAUUGUUUUCCUAGUAAGUUUUGACAGUUCUUAAUGGCUGUUUCCAGUUUCCUUGACCGAGUUAUGUUAAUGAACUGAAUUUGUGACGCAGACAAAAAUUAUGAUGUAAAGACCGCGAGGUAUGACGUGACACAACAGAUUUAUGACGUAGUCACGUAGAAGAAGAAAGAAGGAGUAGCGGUUCGGAAUGAUAGAAGGCGUUGCCUCGGGCCAAGUCAUACUACACGCUAAUUUUCGCAAAACAAAGGUUUGCGGUCAGGCUAAAGAAGGCAGUAUUAUGUUGGCAACUUCAUUCCCACCUCCAACAUCCCACCACUGCCAUCUCCCCCCACACUCAGCCUAAUGUACCAGUCAAUGUAAAUCUCCGCUCCCCAACUGGUGAGAAGCGUGGAUUUUGACUUGCAGGGGUGAUGGAUCAAUGUCCCCGCAUUUCAAAUUUCCGCAAUUCACUAAAAUAUUUAUUUCCUCGCUUUCGUCCUUCCAUCGCAUGCUAAAAAAAGACAAUGUCGUCCAUGUCCUCCAUCAUCCGGGAUACAUUUAUAGUCAAAACCUUCCACUUUCACCGCUAAAUUCCCCGCCCUUUCCCUGGAGCUGGGGAGGAGCGAUUUACAUUGACUGGUGCAUAACAUUGUCGGAAUAUGUCUAGGAACUAAAGUCUUAUGACAAACUUUCUCUGUAGGGAAACUAUACACGGCCAUUGCCAAUGAUGAUAUUUGGCAUUGGUGCAUUUACGGCUGCAUUCUUUAGUCUCAUGUUGGAAGAAACUUUAAACAGACCUCUAUCAGAGACUUUGGAAGAUGAUAUUCCUGAGCAGGAACUUGGAGAAUAUUUACAUUCUUAUAAACAACUCAAUACUGGCACAGGGACGCCGCAGGAUGAUGAUAUCGAGGAGAAUGUCUUUGCUCUCGUUGACUCGGAUGUAGAAAAUGAUUUUCCAAUUGAUGACAAAAGAACGUUCAUCUAAAAGUAACUUACAAUUGGAAUAAUUCAUUUUGCUUGUUUUGUGACCAUGUCUUCAAGAAGCUAAUGAGUGAAUGUUCUAGCUUCCUCUGCAGAAGGCUAUAUGAUAUGGGCUAGUAUAGAUAGGAAGGAAUUAAGGCGUGCACGAACUCAGGACUGGAUUUUCCUCGAUUAGAAAUGACUUUGGCUCUAGCACUGACCUUCAAUUAAAAUUGAACUCGGCGCUUUGAUUUGUGUGCGCCGAUUUAUUUCAAACUGUGGCAGAUAUGAUUUUUACUGUCGCAAACAUUUUCAAGUUAAAAAACAAGCUGACAGUUGGGAAGUCUACUUGGCGGUCUUUCCUUAGCCAAUGUCCAUAGGAUUAAGUUAGAAAUUUAUUAUUAAAUUUGUCACUAUUACCACUAUUCUAUUUACAAAAGAAGAAUUAAACGGGAAAAUAAAUAAAGGAAUGACUAUAAAUAGAUAAAUGAGAUGACAAUGACAAGAAGCCAUCUAGAAACCAUAAGACUUGUAAAGGGAUAUGUCUCCUUGAGCAUAACAUUUAGAAAUAAUAAAAAUUCACAUGUACG